Molecule: messenger RNA, 4682 nt
Organism: Gadus morhua (Atlantic cod)
Lineage: Eukaryota; Metazoa; Chordata; Actinopteri; Gadiformes; Gadidae
Product: toll-like receptor 13
Exons: 4
Coding region: 257-3127 (956 amino acids)
Biological process (GO): signal transduction
Cellular component (GO): plasma membrane
Molecular function (GO): signaling receptor activity; protein binding
Source: RefSeq, a predicted model, not a curated record
AAAAAAGCCAUUGCAAACCAGCUUUUGGCAAUAACACAUUAUGUGAGUUGCCAUACGCAUCGGGAAGGAGACCACAUCGAGAAACAUUUGUUUUUGCGGAAUUUGGAUUGUUGGAUUUUUGGGAUUGGCGGAUUUAACCUGACUGAUCCCUCGGACUGAAAGAAAUUAACGAAUGUAACCAAAGAUCCAACUGGUAGGACUGGAGAUCCAUUGCCUUGGAAAUUACCAACAUUAAGAAACUUCUUUGUGUGCUGGAAUGAAAACGGAAAUGGCCAUGCCAUUAAGGGGAAUUAGUUUGUGUUCAUUUGGAAUAUUAUGUUUCCUUUUGAAUCUGAACAAUUUGAUUUCUCCAGCUGCUGGUUAUGUGCUGAAGGACUGCAGGGUCACAAGGACCACACAGGCCAUCUGUCAGAAGAAUAGUUUCAAUUUAUUUCCAAAAGACAUUCCACUAAUAGUCACAAGUAUAGACCUGUCUCAAAACAACAUUUCUAAACUAAAUAAUGCAGAUUUGAAAAAUUUACCAAAUCUGUUGAGCUUAAACCUGAAAUGCAACUCUAUCUCCAUAAUUGAAUCUGGCACUUUUGUUGUUCAAAUGUCUCUAGAGGUGUUGAAUUUAAACAGCAAUAGGCUUUGUAAGCUACAGGAGGGUAUGUUUGAUGGCUUAGUCAAUCUCACAGAAUUGCAUCUGACUUCCAAUAGGAUCAAAACAGUAGCACCAGGCUCUUUUAAGUCUCUGACCAAGCUAAAGUUUUUGGAUUUAGGUCACAACAAACUGCACCAAUUAAAAAACAUCUUACAACAUACACCACAUUUACAAUACCUGUCCAUUCUAGCAAACAACAUUUCCAAUUUUCAUUCAUGGGAGCUGUCAAAUACGUCUACAGAACUUGUUUCACUUGAUUUGUCUCUUAAUGAGCUAAGGGUCUUUGGGCUCAGUGCAGAUAUCUUUCCCAACCUCACAAGAUUGAACCUUGCGAAUAAUGGUAGAAAGAAUGGUAUCGUCUGGGAUGUGAAUGACACAUCGUACCUUAGGCGCGUGUCCAAACUAUAUAUCAGUGGUUGUCGCUUGCAAGAACAGCAGAAAGUUCUAGAGACAUUUAACUCCUCACUGAUCUUUCUGAAGUUAAACCAGAUGCGUAACAACCUGCGGGUUCUCAUUAAUAUUUCCUGCAAAAUCCCAUCACUGACCUCUCUUGAAGUCCGAAAAAACGACAUCAAAUAUAUUCGUUCAGACAUGCUGCCCUUGUGUACAAAUCUGAAAGUGUUGAACAUAGGGAGCAAUAAGUUAAUUGACAUCUCUAACAAUUCAUUUCAAUCCCUGAGGAAGCUAAACAUUUUAAUCAUGAAGUCUAACCGUCUCAAAUCAGUCCCCUACGCUGUCAGGAAAACUGCAAUCUCAAAAUUGGAUCUCAGUUACAAUAACAUCAUUAUUCUUCGCUGUGAUGAUUUUGCCAAUAUGACUCGUCUCAGUAUGCUCCAUCUAAACAAUAACCCUCUCUCAGCUCUACAGGAUUGUGUUUUCAAAGAUUUGGUCAAUUUAAAGUUCUUAAUGUUGCAAAACAGCAACAUUAGUAAAUUAAACAGUGCCUUCAUAAAACACCUGCCAAAUCUCCAAGUGCUUGAUUUGUCGAACAAUCAACUCACUCUUCUCGAUCAUGGACAAUUUAAAGCUCUGAAUUCCCUACAGAAUCUUACAUUACAAGGAAAUAAAUUACAAAAACUUAAUAAGGGGAAUUUUAAUGGACUGUCCAAUCUUACAUACCUUAAUCUUGCAUCAAAUGUAAUAGCUAAAAUUAAUAUAGGUACUUUUGGUGACUUGAAAGCUUUGAAGACAUUGUAUUUGAUGACCAAUCGCCUUAAAUAUACAUCAGAAAAGCCAAUUAAUGAUCCACCAUUUGCUGAGCUUUCACAAUUGGAUACAUUGUAUAUUUCAGGUCAACACAGGCACCUUAAGAGCGCCUUCCCUCAAAACCUUCUGAAAGGCCUGACAAAUCUUUCGUUACUCAAUAUCAGAGGUAACCAGCUUAUAUCCCUGCACCCAGACAUCUUCAACUAUACUCCUAAUUUGAAUAAGCUUUAUUUGAGUGCAAAUGAUCUCAGAGACCUUCCCGACAAUUUAUUUUCCCCGAUUCAAAAACUAAAAGCUCUUUACAUUUCACAGUUAAACCUGGGGUCUCUUGAUUUUCUUCUCCUUGCUAACCUCACAGAGCUGAAGUUCUUGCAGGUGAGGAAGAAUGCCUUUUCUGUGAUAAGUGAAACAGUGUUGCAGUCUCUGCCAGCACUUAAAUACCUGGAUAUGAAGUUUAAUAGCUUCAGCUGUAACUGUGACAACGCAUGGUUCAUCGAAUGGGUAAAGAACAACAAGAAAACACAAGUUCUUGAUGCGUACAACUUUGAUUGCAAAUUCCCUCCAAAUCUUAAAGGGAAAAAACUGUUGAACAUUGACAUUCGUUCUUGUACAGUAGACAUUGGCUUCAUCUGUUAUAUUUGCACGGCAUGCGCGGUCAUCAUGACCAUAGCAGUCUCCUUCACCCAUCAUUUCCUGCAAUGGCAUCUGGUCUACACGUACUACCUCAUGCUGGCGUUCCUCUACAACUCAAAGCACAAGAACAAGCGUGCUCAUCAAUACGACGCCUUCGUCUCCUACAACGCAAACGACGAGGGCUGGGUGCUGGGGGAGCUGCUGCCCAAUCUGGAGGACGAGCAGGGCUGGACACUGUGUCUGCACCACCGAGACUUCCAGCCAGGGAAGUCCAUCAUGGAGAAUAUAACAGACGCCAUCUAUAGUAGCCGGAAGACCAUCUGCGUAGUCAGUCGAGAUUACCUGAAGAGUGAAUGGUGCUCCAGAGAGAUCCAGGUAGCCAGCUUCCGUCUGUUUGACGAGCAGAAGGACGUGCUGAUCCUGGUGUUUCUGGAGGACAUUCCAAUGCAGCAGCUGUCUCCGUACUACCGCAUGAGGAGGCUCCUGAAGAGACAAACCUACCUGAGCUGGUCCCGAGCAGACGCACACCCGGACCUGUUCUGGGAGAAGCUCCGGCAGGCCCUGGACACCCAGGAGCACCCAAUGGGUGAGCAUCUACGGCUCACCGUGGAGGAAGGACCCCCCGGAGAGAGACCAGACCAGUAAAAGGCUUACAAAUGCUGGGGGGAGGGAGGGGGAUUAUACUACACAGAGACACCCGGGGUCUGUCCCUAUGGAGGGAAAGUGAAACAGUUCCCCUUGAUGGCUUCGUUAGUUUAAACUCUCAUUAUUGUCUGUAUUGCAAAACAUCUUCUUGUUCUGGUUAAAUGUACAUCUGGUGUUGAUUUGUUUUUUAUGCAUUGCGUUUACGGAUCCAUCGGUCUCGCCAGCCUAUUGAAAACUAAAUGUAUUUAUUUACUUGGGAUUUUUUGGAAAUAUUUUGAGAUUAUUAAAUUAUAAUAAAUAAUUUAAUAAAAUAAAUUAAUAAAUUAUAAUUAUUGUUAUAGGCUAUAUAAUGUUAUUAUAUAUAUUACUAUAUACUGUUAUUAUAAUGACUGCCACAUGAGCUUUUCUUAUUGUCUUGGUUUUAAGAUACAUACUUAAAGGGGUUCGGAAUUUUGGACAUAGGGCCUGUUUCCCAAGUUAGCCUUGGUGUUCUUUAUCAUUGGAGACAGUUUUCAACACAUUUCAUUCAGUCCUUCUAGUUGCAGAGUUCGCUCAUAGUGCAAACUCUGACCCGAGGUAAAUCGCCAGACUAUAGAUGUAAAUGUCUGUGUUGAUAGAAUAACGUUAGAAAUAAAACUAACCUCGCAUCGCAUGAAUCAUCGCAUUUUUAGGGACUACUUUCUCAGCAGCAGCGGAAUUUACCUAGGUAUCAUUCCACAGCUAGCUGCCGUAGCCUACUACCAGGCUUACAACACUGUUGCUGAGACACAGCAAAUCCCUCAAAAUGCAUGCAGUGCAAGGUUGGUUUUAUAUCUAACAUUAUUCUAUCAACACAGACAUUUACAUCGACUGUCUGGCGUUAUAGUUGAUUUGCCUCGGGUGUACUGUGGAGUGGGUAAGACUGUUUUUUAUUAACAGGCUAGUAUUGCCCGUUGCCGUGCGCUAGCCUAGCACGAGCAAACUCUGCAACUAGGACUGAAUGAAAUGUGUUGAAAACUGUCUCCAAUGAUCACCAAGGCUAACAUGGGAAUCAAGCCCUGUAUCCAAAAUUCCGAACUACCCCUUUAAGAUAGAUGAUAAAAUAACAAAAAACAAAUGCAUACAGAAGCCCUUGCAUCCUGUUAGAGAAAACUAUGAUGGAUCCAGGUUUGAUACAGAUGUAUUUAAGUGUGAGUAGUCCAUUACACCUCGCUAAGUAACUGAAUGGUCAAAAGUCUAAUCUGACAAUAUCUACCCUUGACGUAUUAGCACAAAGCAAAGACGGCAACAUUAUCUGUAAAAACGUAAGUAUUUCCGAGCCUGACUUUGCCAUUGCACAUGGUGUAGUGUCCCCUAGAGGGCUGCCAUGUAAACUGCACCAUUGAUCGUAGUUUCUAAUAAUUGAAUGGUUUGUAUAAGAAUCAAGUUGUACGAUUGAUAAUUAAUGAGAUCAUUUGUAAUGAUAUUUUUUUGCAUGUUCAAUAUCAACCUAAUUUAGAAGGUUAAUCAUCAAUCAAGUGCUGUUCUCUUCCAAUAUUAAUUGCAUUAUAAAUAAAAUUCUUGCUGAGAGACCUUA